Messenger RNA from Mangifera indica (mango), 2025 nucleotides. RefSeq names its product probable glycosyltransferase At5g03795. The record is from RefSeq and is a predicted model, not a curated record. The coding region runs from base 421 to 1833 and encodes 470 amino acids. Lineage: Eukaryota; Viridiplantae; Streptophyta; Magnoliopsida; Sapindales; Anacardiaceae. Gene Ontology annotation, molecular function: glycosyltransferase activity. The transcript has 3 exons.
CCAUGCAACUCAAUGAUAUGUAGGCAACAUAGACAACAUAGAAAGGGAGAGACAGCAAUAAUGAGGCCAAUAAGGUAUUUCAUGGUACAGAAGAGAUUGAAUGUGAGACAGGUGAGAUUGAAUUUGAAUAGAUUGAGCUUAAAAUCGAGCUCAAACAGUUUAAGCUCAAAAUUGAUUUCCAAUCAAGAUAGGACUAAUUUUUAGAAAAGAAACGAAUUGGAACGCUUGAGAUCCAGGUCCAAGAUAAUUAUUUUAUUAUUGUGGAAUUUGACUCGACGAAAUUCUGAAUCUUGUCGUAUUGACGUGAGCGUGUCCGCUCAGGCAGUCAGGCCAACCAUCACGUUUCACUCAACUCUGUCUUCUGAAGAUUUUUGCAACUGAAACCUUGAGUUUUGUUACUUGAAACUGAGCUUAGAAUCAAUGGCGGACAAUUCAUUAAUCUUCCACUAUUUCUCUCACCAGCGUUUCUUAUUCAAAACCUUCUUCUUCAUACCCACAACCUUAGCUCUCAUUACAACCCUCGUUAUUCUCGUUUACAUCUCCAUUACUUCUCAUUUCUUCUUCGCCCACCACCACCACCACCACCACCACCGUCACCAACAACAAUUCGCUCGUUUUGUUUAUCCAAAACACCCACCUUCCCCACCCCACAAUGUUUCUAAUGACACCCACUUGUUUCUUGACUUGCCCCGUGGUGGGGGUGGCAGUGCCUCUGUGAGUCAACGCUCUGCCAGAGAUCAUUGGGGAUCAUCUGGGAAAUAUAUGAAUAACAAUGAGGUGUUCCAUGACAGAGAUAUAUUUUUGGAAGACUAUAAACAAAUGAACAGGAGCUUUAGGAUAUAUGUUUAUCCUCACAAGCAGAAUGAACCUUUUGCAAAUGUACUUUUGCCAGUGAAUUUUGAACCCAGUGGCAAUUAUGCUAGUGAAAGCUACUUUAAGAGGGUCCUUAUGCAGAGCCACUUUAUCACAAAGAAUCCGAAUGAAGCAGAUCUUUUCUUUUUGCCUUUUUCAAUAGCAAGGUUGCGGCAUGACCCUAGAAUUGGUGUAGAGGGAAUUCAACAUUUUAUCCAACAUUACAUCCUUAAUAUUAGUCAGAAGUACCCUUAUUGGAAUCGGACUGGGGGGGCUGAUCAUUUUUAUGUUGCUUGUCAUUCCGUUGGACGAUCUGCUAUGGAUAAAGCUUGGACAGUUAAACUCAAUGCCAUACAAGUUGUGUGCUCGUCAAGCUAUUAUUUAUCAAGUUAUAUACCUCACAAGGAUGCAUCUUUGCCACAAAUUUGGCCAAGACAUAUUGACCCCCCAAACCUUGCUUCAUCUAAAAGGAAGAAGCUUGCAUUUUUUGCUGGAUCAAUCAACUCCCCAGUUCGUGAAAAACUUAUUCAAUAUUGGAGAAAUGACUCUGAGAUAUUUGCUCACUUUGGCCGGGUCAAAACAUCUUAUGCUGAUGAGCUGCUUGGGAGUAAGUUUUGCCUUCAUGUCAAAGGCUUUGAAGUAAACACAGCUCGUAUAGCGGAUUCAUUAUAUUAUGGGUGUGUACCGGUGAUCAUUGCAAACCACUAUGAUCUACCAUUUGCUGACAUACUAAAUUGGAAGAGCUUCUCAGUUGUUGUUGCUACUCUAGAUAUCCCAUUGCUGAAGAAAAUUCUUAAGGAAAUAAGCUCUGACAGAUAUUUAUUGUUACAAAGUAAUGUGAUGAAGGUGCGCAAACAUUUUCAGUGGCAUCUUUUCCCUAUUGAUUAUGAUGCUUUUUAUAUGGUCCUGUAUGAGUUAUGGCUUAGACGAAGUUCUCUGGGCCUGAGGGUUCAGUUGAGUUCUUCAUUCGAUUCCUAUUGAUGAUUGUAUAUUAUUCUCAAAGGUUGUUUUGUAGGUCCCAUUGGUGUGACUUUGUAUAAAUUUUGAUUGAUUCUUUUACUCCUGAAGUGGAUUUCAAGUAAAAAAAAAAACACUUUUAAGUUUCUGAAUUGAUUAUACAUAAUGGAAUUACUUCUUAUUUUUUUAUAAAUCAUAGCUACUUUGGCGCCUCAA